AUGUUUUGUGAAGUCCGUGACCGGUGGGAGCGCGACCUUUUUCAAGGCAAGGGCGGCGCUUACACCGGCUGCCGCGACUUCGAGCGGCCCAAGUAUGGAGUCCUCAACGUGCACAACGAUUAUCGUGGAGUCGUCCGAGCCAAGCAGUACGGAGACUGCUACAUUGUCUUGAAGGACGUGCGCCUUCGCACAACUUUCUCUCCUGAGGACUCCGCCAACCUGAAGGCCGAGCGAUUGGCCUGUUUGGACUACUACGCUCAUGUCCUUAAUGAGUACACAGACGGCGAGCUGGGAGAGACCCUCAAGGUGGCCACGACGGGCAAGCUGGGCAGUUCGGAAUCCAUUGUGGCCAAGGGCCUCAAGUACAAAGAGGCUCAGUACCACGGAGAGAUCGCCUGGGCGCGCCACGUCGAACGUUUGGUGCUCCCCAAGGGCGAAAAGUACGACAACGCCGAGAUGGUAGCCCACAUCAAGGCGGCCUGUGAUAAAAACGGCUGGGAGUGGUGUUGGGACGUGGACGAAAAAGCGCGAAGAGAGAAGCUGGAGGCGGAAGAAGCUUCAGACGACAAGAUCGCCGCCUGGAAGGCGAAGUUGAAGGCACCCAAGUGA
Molecule: messenger RNA, 609 nt
Organism: Symbiodinium sp. CCMP2592
Lineage: Eukaryota; Dinophyceae; Suessiales; Symbiodiniaceae
Source: the annotation of a GenBank genome assembly